AUGGUAUUCAUUUCACUUGAAGAAUCAGCUAGUGUUGACAAUGAUGAUACAAGUUUUCCUUCGUCUUUGAUUUUUAAAUCAUCUGAAAAUGAACCUGGUGUCAAUUUAUUUAAAAUUUUUGGGACACAAGAUAAAGCAAAUCUUUAUGUAACAAUGUUAAUCCAAUUGAUAUACACUAUGGAAGAGCUGGUUGUAUUACAACCAGCUGAUACUUAUAAUGAUAAUUGA
Molecule: messenger RNA, 228 nt
Organism: Rotaria sordida
Lineage: Eukaryota; Metazoa; Rotifera; Eurotatoria; Philodinida; Philodinidae
Source: the annotation of a GenBank genome assembly